ACAGAACUCCAUCGGCCUGCCACCAUGCCUUCUGCUGAGACGUACGCGACCUAUCACCGCGAGACCUACCCCUACAUCGACCCUUCCCAGGCCAAGCUCUCUUCCGAGGGCAAGACAGUAGUGGUAACUGGGGGAGGCUAUGGCAUCGGCAAGGGAAUCGCAAAGUCCUUUGCCAAGUCCAAAGCCGCCAACUUGAUCCUGGUCGGCCGUACUCGUUCCAUUCUCGAAGCCACCAAAGCAGAGCUAGAGGCCGAAUAUCCGGCGACCCGAGUGCGAGUUUUCGCGGCCGACAUCACCGACUCCACAGCCAUAACAGAGCUCUUCGCGGAUGUCACUGUCACGCUUGGGCCUGUCGAUGUGGUCGUCAACAAUGCCGCCUUCUUGUCCGCCAUCAGCACCAUCAAAGACGCCGACCUGAAGAACUGGUGGCGCGGCUUUGAAGUUAACGUCCUAGGCACCACCACCGUAAUCCAGGCUUUCCUACGGACCAAGCCUGCCUCCCGCAAAGGCGUCGUCAUCAACAUCAACACGUCUGUUGCCCACUACGGCGUGUUCCCGACGUACUCGUCGUACACGGCCAGCAAGAUGGCCUCCCUGCGCAUGACCGAAUGCUUCCAGGCAGAGAACCCGGAGGUGCGUUUCAUCAGUCUGCAGCCAGGCGGUGUCGACACGCAGAUGUACGCGCAGUUUCAUAUGCCCGAGGACUACGCCAUGACCGACAUCCAGCUUCCCAGCGACACGUCUGUCUGGCUGGCCAGCGACGAAGCCGAGUUCCUUGCUGGAAGGCUUGUCUGGACCAAUUGGGACGCGGAGGAGCUCCUCAAGCGCAAGGAUGACAUUGUCGCUGGCAAGGAAUUGACGACUAUGCUGAAGCCGAUAGAGGGUGAUUUGUACUAGUCAUCAAUCACAGAUAGCUGUAGAACGCAAUGAAACUUCUUUGACUC
This is a messenger RNA of Aplosporella prunicola CBS 121167, 944 nucleotides long. RefSeq lists its product as uncharacterized. The transcript has a single exon. Gene Ontology annotation, molecular function: oxidoreductase activity. Gene Ontology annotation, cellular component: cytosol. Bases 25 to 897 code for a protein of 290 amino acids. The record is from RefSeq and is a predicted model, not a curated record. Lineage: Eukaryota; Fungi; Ascomycota; Dothideomycetes; Botryosphaeriales; Aplosporellaceae.